This is a messenger RNA of Penicillium brevicompactum, 1182 nucleotides long. Its product is annotated as putative transsulfuration enzyme family protein. Bases 1 to 1182 code for a protein of 393 amino acids. The record is from RefSeq and is a predicted model, not a curated record. Gene Ontology annotation, molecular function: pyridoxal phosphate binding; carbon-sulfur lyase activity. NCBI's taxonomy places the organism in Eukaryota, Fungi, Ascomycota, Eurotiomycetes, Eurotiales, Aspergillaceae. The transcript has 2 exons. Gene Ontology annotation, cellular component: cytoplasm. Gene Ontology annotation, biological process: transsulfuration.
AUGUCGCCCUCCAACAACAGCCACCCGUCAACCAAAGCAUUGCAUGCAGACGAUAUCUUGAACCAAGUGUCUGAUGUUGCACCUCCAAUCCAUCUCUCUACUAUCUUCCGAUACCCCAAUGACCCAGACCAGCUUGUACCCUCCGAAGACCCCGUGGAUGAAUUCAACGGCAAGAACUAUGUCUACUCGCGCGAGUUUGCACCAAACGCAACCCGCUUCGAGGCAGUGCUUUCUUCUCUGCUCGGUGGCAAUGCAGUGAGCUACUCCACCGGUCUCGCCGCUCUUCACGCAGCCAUUACAUUGUUAAACCCGCGCCGGAUCUCCGUCGGUGAUGGAUACCACGGUAGCCAUGAAGUCAUCGCAGUGGUAUCCCGUUUGUCAGGUCUGCAAAAGCUACCCCUUGACUGCCCCGCGGAGAGCCUGAGUGAUGGUGACGUCAUUCUCCUCGAAACACCGAUCAACCCCCUCGGGACAGCUUUCAGCAUUGAGGAAUAUGCGCGCAAAGCGCACUCUCGAGGGGCCUUCCUGGUGGUUGAUAGUACCUUUGCUCCGCCCGGCUUGCAAGAUCCAUUCCUUUGGGGCGCAGAUAUAGUCAUGCAUUCUGGGUCGAAGUACUUCGGCGGACAUAGUGAUCUUCUCUGCGGUGUGCUUGCUACGAAACGAGCGGAUUGGACCAAGCAGCUUUUUGAAGACAGAUUGGCUCUUGGAAGUGUGAUGGGUAAUAUGGAAAGUUGGCUUGGUAUUCGGAGUCUGCGCACAUUGGAGGUGCGGGUUCAGCGAGCAAGCCAGAAUUCGGCGAGGUUGAUUUCGUGGCUUGAUCGGGCUACGAAGAUCUCUUCACCUGCAGCGGGUGGUGAGGAGGCUGUUGUCCAGGCUGUCGUGCAGAAGAUCUACCAUGCUAGUCUGCAGGAUGAGCCUUGGUUGGAGAAGCAAAUGCCUAAUGGAUUUGGGCCUGUCUUUUCCAUCGUCUUGCAUAAGGAGGAAUUCGCGAAGCUUUUGCCGACUAAGCUCAACUUCUUCCAACAUGCUACCAGUCUGGGUGGAGUUGAGUCUUUGAUCGAGUGGCGAGCUUUGUCGGAUUCAAGGGUCGAUCGGAAGUUGUUGAGAGUCAGUGUCGGGCUCGAGAACUGGGAGGAUUUGAAGGAUGAUUUGUUGCAGGCCUUCCGAUUCCUCGUGGUUUGA